AUGAAGGUCACACUCGCCAUCCCACUCUUCCUCGCAACCGCAGCCCUAGCCGCUCCAGUCACCGAGCCCGCUUUGGAUCCUAUCGACAUCGAAGCCAUCGCUGACCUCGAGACACGCCAAUUCAGCAGCGGCACAACCUCGAAUGAAUUCACCAGUGGUGGUUGUCGUGAUGUCAUCUUCUUCUUUGCCAGGGGGAGUACUGAGGCUGGCAACAUGGGCACAGUGAUCGGCCCACCCCUAGCCGGCAACCUCAAAUCCACCCUCGGCGCCUCAUCCGUUGCGGUCCAAGGCAUCGACUACCCAGCCGCAAUCUCCACUAACCUGCUGCCCGGCGGCGCCGACCGCAACGGCAUCGCCACCAUGAAGUCUCUCCUCGAGCAGGCCGCCUCGCAGUGCCCUAACUCCAAGCUCGUGGCCGGAGGGUACAGCCAGGGCGCGGCGCUGACCCAUCGUGCCAUCGAGAAUCUCAGCGAUGCGGUGAAGGCAAAGAUUGUGGGUGUGGUGACAUUUGGGGAUACGCAGAAUUUGCAGGACAGGGGCCAGAUUCCCAACUUUCCGAAGGACAAGGUCAAGAUCUUUUGUGCGGCCGGGGAUUUGGUUUGCAGUGGCAGCCUGACCAUUACGGCGGCGCAUCUGUCGUACACACGGAAUGCUGGCGAGGCGGCUGAUUUCUUGGUUGGGAAGAUCCGUGGCUAA
Cyphellophora attinorum is the source of this 696-nucleotide messenger RNA. Its product is annotated as putative cutinase 3. The coding region runs from base 1 to 696 and encodes 231 amino acids. The transcript is spliced from 3 exons. NCBI's taxonomy places the organism in Eukaryota, Fungi, Ascomycota, Eurotiomycetes, Chaetothyriales, Cyphellophoraceae. Gene Ontology annotation, biological process: carbohydrate catabolic process. The record is from RefSeq and is a predicted model, not a curated record. Gene Ontology annotation, cellular component: extracellular region. Gene Ontology annotation, molecular function: cutinase activity.